Spinacia oleracea (spinach) is the source of this 2218-nucleotide messenger RNA. RefSeq lists its product as uncharacterized. Bases 572 to 1252 code for a protein of 226 amino acids. Lineage: Eukaryota; Viridiplantae; Streptophyta; Magnoliopsida; Caryophyllales; Amaranthaceae. The transcript is spliced from 2 exons. The record is from RefSeq and is a predicted model, not a curated record.
UCUUCAAUAUUUUGAUAAUAGAAGUUGAGUCAUACGAGGAAUCAACCACCAAGUAAAAAAGAUAGAAUUUGCUAAAUCUCAAUUUGAUUUGUAGUAGGACUUAGAACCAACCAAUAUGACUAUAAAUAUACCUCCAUAAUCUGUCAAUUUUUAAUCACCAACAACUACGUUCUCUUCAUUGAUCGGAGACUCCGAAAUUUGACCAGAAGCCUUGACGCUGCCACAGCCCCGACCCGAAGGAAGAACAACUCAGAGGAGAUCAACACCGAAUCGUCGUCAUCGAAUAGCCCGUGAAAGAGGAACGAACCAGUGGACGUCAUCACCAAACCAACGGUCGUCAUCGAAUCGGUCCGAACACCAACCAACCGGUCGUCAUCGAAUAGUUCGUGAGUCCGACAAGCAGCCCGUGGAGGAGCUGUUCAUCCGCGACUGGUCCUGCUCGUGGAGUCCCAAGCCGCUUAGCACCACUGUCAGAGGGUCGAACUUUCGUGUUGAGGCGAGAUCCGACUCUUGCUCUUCAAACAGACGAUUAUCUUCCUAGACUUAAAGUCUUGUUGGUAUAAAAGCCACCAUGGUUCAUUUCAAGUAUCAUGAUACUCCUGGAGAAGAGACUUUGUCACUCAUGGAAGAUGCUAAUUCGGUCGAUGGAGCGCACUUUCGUUCAUUUCUUCAUGUGAUUGGUCCUUUUGCAAACAUCAAUUCUUCUACGGAGUUCUCGGGCCCGAAAAGCUGGUACAAGGAGAGUCGUGAUGUUAAUGCAUUUGGUGGAAAAACACCUAAACCUGUCCUUGUCGCUUCACAUCACCGUCCCUGCGAUGAGGCGUGUUCUUUCCAGACAUUAUCUACGCGUUUGUCCCGCAAGGAGACCAAAUGGAGUUCUAGUCCGAAAUUUGGAGUCGAGCCAACAUACAUCCCUCUUUAUUGGGAAUGGUUAGAAGAUGUCCUGCACCAUUCCAGACGCACACUUGCUAGCACCCAUAUUCUUGAUGCCGUCUAUGCUUCCAUGUACAUCUACAAGUGUAAUUCUCCUGUCAUGCAGGCUUUUUGCGAAUCCUGGUGUCCUACGACAAAUACCUUGCACACUUCAGUUGGAGAAAUGUCAAUCAGUCUUUGGGAUAUAUACGACCUUGGUGGGCUUCCCGUAACUGGCCUUUUUUAUGACGAGGUCAUCCCUUCUGCCGUUGAAUUGGAAGGCUCCGACGAUGAGCACAGUUUAUACCUCCCUUACAGUUGCUUUGCAUUAUCUUUCUGAGAAACACAAGGUGACAACCAUAACGUUCGAGACUUGGUGUGAUUUUUGGUUUCGCGGUGCAUCAAAGUAUUUCUUGGCAUCUGGCAACAAAAAGUCUGUCCUUCCAACACUUAUGAAAGACUUCAGCUCCUUUAAUGGUCCUCGAUCGUGGAGUCAUAAGAUGUACGAAGCCUUUCGCAUCCUACGGAUUCCUGAAGCGCAUCAUCGACAAACAUAUUUGCCUGCGUUUCUCUCAUGUUGGCUUUGUGCCUUUGUUUUGCCGGUGUCAGAUUUGGGUUGCAUCUGUCCUGGAUCUUUCAAACCUGCGUCAUUUCUUGCAAGUGGAAAAGAGACUUCUUUGGCGAUCCCUGUUUUGGCGAGCAUCUACCACGGAUUGAGCAAAAUUUCGAAUUCUCCUACCCCAGGCAAACAUCGCGAGUCCUUCCCUGCACAAUAUGUGUAUGUCUGGACCGCUAAGUAUUUUCGAAGUCAUCACAUCGUCACCUACGAUUUUGUUGGUGCUCCCCUGGUUGGAAUUCAAGGCCUUGACUCUGUCAUAAAGUCUCCAGAUGCUAAAUCGCUAGUUUCUUCGGGUAAGGAUUUCAAUUGGCUUGCUAACUCAAUUUGUGGUAAUUCAGAUGAGAAGCGUGAAGAUGACAACCAUCAACCAAAGCAAUUCACAAACUUCUUCAUUAGCAUGCGGUCCUGUUUUCUGACCUUGAGGUUCGACAACAACUACGUGGUUGAGCCAUACAGUCCUCAUCGAUUCGGUCGGCAAUUCGGAUUUCACCAAGAUGUGCCAGGCGAAUUAGUAGUCCAGACACAAAACAUCACCCGAGAGCAUAUGUACUAUCUUUUUCAGUCCAGCAUUCGUCUGCAUACUAGGGCUACCUUUUUGGUCCCUUGCCGCACGUUUAAUGCCCAAUCUCGAGUCACUCCAAGCUUCACAACAUGGUGGAAUUCGGUCGUUUCUUUAAAUGCGGCUUA